CGGAGGCUGUGGAGGGCAGAGCUGUGCUGGAUGGGGGCCACGGCCUGGCCUGAUGGCAGGAGCCCGGAACACAGAGAGCUCUAAUCACGUCCUCUAGGAGCCUCCGAGGUGCUACAGUUCACGUGGAGACACUGAAAAGGUUGUGUGCCCAUGAGGUCGUCCGUGCUGGUCCUGUUCCUCUUCUUCAGUGCCCAGGCUGUGGCCACCAUCAGAGGGGACUCGUGUGACGCCACGACGGCACAGCAGCAGGAUCCAGGCGACAGCCCCGACUCCAUCCCCACAGUGGACCCCAAACUCUUCACCAAGCGCCACUACCUCUCACCCAGGGUGCUCUUCAGCUCUCUGCCCCCUGAUGCGGAGCCGGCGGCAGGGUCGCAAGGUGCCGGGAGAAGGAGCCGCAGGCGAACAGGGCAGCCUCAGCACCGCGGGGUGUACUCGGUGUGUGAGAGCAUCAGCGUCUGGGUCGGCAACAAGACCAAGGCCACGGACAUCUCAGGCAACGAGGUGACAGUGCUCCCAGAUGUGAAUAUCAACAAUGUCAACAAGAAGCAGUACUUCUUUGAGACGACGUGUCACAGCGCUCGCUCAGGCGGCUCGGGCUGUUUGGGGAUCGACGCGAGACACUGGAACUCCUACUGCACCAACUCACACACUUUUGUACGAGCGCUGACUUCCUUUAAAAACCUGGUGGCCUGGAGGCUCAUACGCAUCAACGUGGCCUGUGUGUGUGUGCUCAGCCGGAAGUCGUGGCGGCAGUGAAGACAUUACCUGCACACAUCACACACAUCACAUCACACACACACACACACACACACACACACACACACACUCAGUCAAGUGCAGCACAUAACACAGACAUACUCGUGCUGUGCUGACAUGCAGGCAGUUGUGACCUUCUCUGCAUAACUUAUCACCAAAGACUUCUCACUCUCUGCACAAAGUAAAUUAUUGGAAGGCUAUAUGUCAAAGUAUCAGGACUGCAUGUGUAUAUACACCAGGCCUGGGUCAAAUAGUAUGUGCAGUUAGCUUAUAGCUAGUUUGAAACACCACAUGUUAAGGGCCUGUUGCGGUGUGACAGUUUUAGCUGUGGUUUAGAAGAGGCUCAGCUUGCAAAGGGUUAAAAGUCAGCUGCUCAGUGGCACCUGACUGCUGUGUCUAUAAAAGAAAAAUCCUUACAUUUUAUCCUCUGCAAACAAAAGUUCAUUUUAUUUGUGUAUAUCUCCAGUAACAAUUACCAUGUGAAAUUGAUAAAUAUGGAUUAUAUAAGGAAGCAGGAGAGAGAUUCUGCUGCUGGUAUGGUGAGGUGCGUCAGAGAGGAGGCAUUUAUUAUAAAUGCAGACACUGAAGAUGGAUGAAAAGUGUGAUAAAUAAUGUGAUAAAUAAAAAUGUGAAAAACAACAUCCUAUCAAAUGUUCAAAUUAAGUGCAAAUAAUAGGCCAACACUACCCCUGUUCCAAAUUAUACAUGUGACUUCAGCUAACAAAUUAUUCAUCGGGACCAAUAACACGUCUCAGCCACAGCUGAUUCAGAUGCUUCAAAAUGUAAUUAAGGAGACUGGUUUGAGCUGCCUGGAUCUCCAUUGUCACUAAAAUCCCACUGAGGAAAGAGACAGUGUGUGUUUUAUCAUUUACAGUCAAGCUGAUGAAGACAAGUAUAUUUCCUUUAUGAAUGAAUACAGAUGGAAAUCGUAUUAUACAUGUAGCUUCAAUUGACUAAAACAAUUCAUGUCUUAAAUUAGUGAGAAACUUCAUGUCUGCAGGGACAGGACUGGACUUGUGCUGCUACAGUAGUUUAUACAUUUAUUCAUAAUCAGUCUCCUUUCUGGGGUCAAAAAUAAACUAAGGCAGGUGUGACAUAAUAAAAAAAAUUUCAGCUGUAGAAAUCUGCAUUUAUACUGAUUUAUUUGAUCUUACAAUUCAGCCGCUGCAGGAUGUAAAAUUUAAGCCUCAGAUACAAUGACCUCUAGUGGCCUUUAGGUGAUUUCAACAGGACACGGUAACCUGCGUUUAGACUGAACCACGGGCGCAGACAGCCAGACAGCGUGUCUUGAACUAGAAACCACAGCGAAGCUUGUCACAGAGCGACAGCCCCUUAAAGUUUUAGGCAACAACACAAUAAGGAUAAUUAUAGUAUGUUUCUGCCACUCAUUAUAUUUUCCUACAGCACACACCGUUCACUCUAAGUCGACUAAUGCAACCCACACAUUUUAGAAAUACAAUUUGACCCAGGUCUGAUAUAAGCAAACCUUUUGUUAAAAUGUUAUUGUUGACAUUGUUAUUUAUUAAACACUCACAUACAUGCA
This is a messenger RNA of Seriola aureovittata, 2302 nucleotides long. It is a transcript of the gene ngfb, whose product is annotated as nerve growth factor b (beta polypeptide). The record is from RefSeq and is a predicted model, not a curated record. NCBI's taxonomy places the organism in Eukaryota, Metazoa, Chordata, Actinopteri, Carangiformes, Carangidae. Gene Ontology annotation, biological process: positive regulation of collateral sprouting; cell surface receptor protein tyrosine kinase signaling pathway; memory. The transcript is spliced from 2 exons. Bases 151 to 759 code for a protein of 202 amino acids. Gene Ontology annotation, molecular function: nerve growth factor receptor binding; growth factor activity.